Messenger RNA from Colletotrichum navitas, 1666 nucleotides. Its product is annotated as peptidase family M48. The coding region runs from base 249 to 1412 and encodes 387 amino acids. Lineage: Eukaryota; Fungi; Ascomycota; Sordariomycetes; Glomerellales; Glomerellaceae. Gene Ontology annotation, biological process: protein quality control for misfolded or incompletely synthesized proteins; mitochondrial protein processing. Gene Ontology annotation, cellular component: mitochondrial inner membrane. The record is from RefSeq and is a predicted model, not a curated record. The transcript has 2 exons. Gene Ontology annotation, molecular function: metalloendopeptidase activity.
ACAUCUCUUAUCGUUAUCGCGGACACCCCCCAGCUUAGCUCCCCACGAAGCUCCGAGAUGACGGCAUCAACGGGACGCUUAACCUUCUCACGCUCAUGCUCGACAACUCGGUUUUCCGACCGGUCCACGGCACCACCGCCGACACAUUUUUUCCUUUCCCAUAGCGUUUCCGCCGAAAACAUCUGCCUCCUGCUUUCCCCCCCCCCCCCCCUCUCUCGUCCCCGGCGCCCGCCGUUGCGCGUCCGGCCAUGAUCCCCUUCCGCAUUUUCUUGCGGCCGCCAGCUCGCCCUCUCGUCGGCGUUCCCCCCCCCUCCACCCUCCCCCGACCCAGAGCGCGGAUACCCGCCCUCCCGACAACACGAAAUGCCGCGAAGCCUCGGUUCUUCUCUCUGACCGCUCGGCGACCCCUCCCGUCACCCACGGGCGGCUACGAUCCCCGCAACCCCGCGCAUCGCGAGGUCCUCCGCGAAUACCGUCUGCGCACCGCGCGGCCCCUCGUCACCGUGGAGAACCUCAAGCGCCUCGCCAGGUCGCGCUCCACGUACGUCGCGGUCGCCGUCCUCUGCCUCUGGUGCGCCGGCUACGUCUACUACAACUUCCAGACCGUGCCCGUCUCGGGCCGCCGGCGCUUCAACUGCUACUCGGAGGCGUCCAUCAACCGCCUCUCGGAUCAGCAGUUCAGGCGCGUCCUCUACGAGAUCGAGUCGCAGGGCGGCCGGUUCCUCCCGUCGUGGGACCCGCGGUCGCAGAUGGUGGCGCGCGUCAUGCGCCGCCUGAUACCCGUGUCGGGGCUCGACGGCCAGGAGUGGGAGGUCCGCGUCAUCGACGACCCGCACACGCUCAACGCCUUCGUGCUGCCCGGCGGCAAGGUCUUCGUGCACAGCGGAAUCCUCCGCACGGCACGCAACGAGGACGGGCUGGCCGCCGUGCUGGGCCACGAGAUCGCGCACAACCUCGCGCAGCACGUCGGCGAGCGCAUGAGCUCCUCCUUCCUGUCCCAGUUUUUUCUGGGGGGCCUCGUCGUGCUGUCGGGGUAUUUCCCGCCGGCAAUCAUACUCACGCAGUACCUGGCGUCGGGGCUGAUGGAUUUCCUCUUCACGCGGCCCAUGAGCCGGGUGCAGGAGAGCGAGGCCGAUUACAUCGGGAUGAUGCUCAUGGCGGAGGCAUGCUACGAUCCGCGCGAGGCCAUAGCGUUUUGGAGACGCAUGGACGCCGAGGCCAAGAGGGAGCAGACAGAGGUGCCCGAGAUCUUGAGCACACAUCCUUCCAACGAACACCGACUCGAGAAGUGCAAGGAAUGGAUGCCCAAAGCCAUGGAAAGGUGGGAGGCCAGCGACUGCAACGGGACGGCCAGCUUCGCCGACAUGUUUAGACGGGCGUUGGAACGGGGAUUUAUAAUUUCGCAAUUCUAGCCGGGUCUGGUAUGGGCACAAGAAGGCCGGCACGGCGUUGGCUACGGUAUUUCCGGUGCGCUGGCGGGUUGGGAGCCACGACACGGUAGACUUUUCUUUUUUGUUUUGCUUCUCCCCCCCCCCUCCCUCGGCAUAUUCCCCCGGGAUGUGUACAACUCGGCAUUGUUAACCAUGUCACCAACAUCUACAGCGCUUCUGUAACAAGAUACCUAUAGCAAUCUCUCACCUUCGUAAUCGGAUCGCGUGCCUACUCA